AUUUUUGUGUUCCAACAAUGAUUUUUUAGUAAAUCAACGUAAUUUCACCGUAAAUUUGUGAUAUUCGGGUCGCGAUUCCGACCCUUCGCUUUCCUGCUCCCCCCUCUCUGCGCCAAUUAAUCGCAAUGAGCUGCAGCGCUUAAAUUCCGUGCGCGAUGACCAGCUACGAGUCGCUGGCCGGAAGUGGUUCCGGCCCUUCCGGGGGUGGUGGCGGCGUCAGCGGGAGCGCCUGCCACUGGCUCAAACACAUGAAGCUGUACCGGGUGGGCAUCAUCAUCGCGGCCUGCCUGCUGCUGGUGCCGUUCGUGUUUUACUAUUUGCUUCUGAAUGAUGAGGGAAACAUUCCGAGCAAUGACAUCCAUCGGUCCCGGUCGCAGCUGGAGACGCUGGAGGAGAUAAGUCCGCUGAAGGCGGCCGAUUUGAAGUUGCGAAUCGACGAAAUGCUCCGGAUCAAGGGGACGGUUUCGUUGGAGUUGCGGGAUUUGGAGGCGCGGAGGCAGAAGUUGCAGUCGGACAUUGGGCUGUACAAUCAGAAGAUUGAUGAACUGAAGCAGGAGCUGGCCCGCCAGCAGACUGAGCUCGAGCGGUUGAAGAUAUCGGUUGAGCAGGCGCAAGUUGCGCAGCGGGAGGCGGUUCUGCGGAACACGCCGGAGUUGGCGCUACCGAAGCCAUUGAUUUCGGCGUCGGUUCCGGGGGCAAACAGGCCGAUGCCGGUGGCGCAGGUUCGGGGCUGUAAGAUGAGCACGUGCUUCGAUCAUUCGCGGUGCAGUUUGACGUCCGGAUUUCCGGUUUAUCUGUACGAUCCGGACGUGAGUUCGGUGGUGAGUGGAGGUUUCGACAUUGACGGGUUCCUGAAGACCACCAUCAAGCAGACGCUCGGGUACAACGCGCACUUGACGAGUGACCCGAAGAAGGCGUGCGUCUUUUUGGUGCUGGUGGGAGAGGCCUUGCCAGAACAGGAAAUGAUGCGGAACAGUCGGUACGGAGCGGCGAACGUAGACGGCGCCAAGCGGUUGACCGUGUCCAGCUUGAACGUAACGAAGCUGAAGCAGUUGCCGUACUGGGGCGGAGAUGGCCGCAACCACGUGUUGUUGAACUUUGCCCGUCGUGAUCUCAGCAUCGGAACGGGGAAUGUGUUCCGGAACGUAGACACGGGGCGUGCCAUGCUGGUGCAAUCGAGCUUCGAAGAGGCGCAGUUUAGAAAAGGGUUCGAUUUGGUUGUGCCGCCGAUUUUGGGUCCUCCCGGAGGUGACGUUUGGCAGGAGUGCAGUCCGAUGUUGCCGGCCAGGCGGAAAUAUCUGCUCAGCUUCCAGGGAGAGAUGAACGUCCAGAACCAGACGAGCGUGGUCCGGGUGGAUGACGAAGCGGAAACGGUGGACGACUUCAUUCUGGAACAUUUGAAGGAAAUGACCUCGGGACGUACGCAGGAUCGUUUUAUGCUUCAGUUUGAGUGCAUUCCGGCGACAGAACAACGCAAUCCGUCGACGGUCCGGGACUGGUCGCUUUGUGGAACGGACAAUUCGAGGAAAUCGGUGCUGAAAGAAGCCACCUUUACGCUUCUUCUGGCUCCGGGUGGCAACAGCGUGAGUUCGACGCUGUUCCAGGCUCGACUGUACGAAGCGUUGCGGGCCGGAGCGAUUCCGGUCAUUUUGGGCGGUGACCAGAUGGAACUGCCGUACGCGGAAACAAUCGAUUGGCGCAGAGUUGCGGUUUCAUUGCCCAAGGCACGCAUCACCGAGUUGCACUUCCUGUUGAGGGCCAUUCCGGACGCGGAUUUGUUGUGCAUGCGGCGCCAAGGACGACUCAUCUGGGAACGAUAUCUGAGCUCGGUUCAAGCCACGGUAGACACGAUUAUCGCUAGCCUCCGAGAUCGGCUUGGCAUCCCGCCAAAACCAAUUCCCCCAGUUGUCGCCCACAGCGUGUUCAACGCUAGCUUUGUCCCGCUCAAAUCCGACCCGGUUCUCGACACGGAACCGGAAGAAUCCCUCGGACCCAUCGAACCACCCUACCCAAGUCCGGCAUUCCGACGGAAUUACACCGCCCAUCUAAUGCAAUCCCGCGAAGCAUGGAACGACUGGGCCGACCCAUUCGCCCUUUACCCCCAACUCCCGUUCGAUCCGGUCCUCCCAUCCGACGCCAAAUUCAUCGGUUCCCACAUGGGCUUCCGCCCGAUCGGAAAAGGAGCCGGCGGAGCCGGUAAAGAGUUCGGCGAAGCCCUCGGCGGAAACUACCCCCGCGAACAGUUCACCAUCGUCAUCCUCACGUACGAGCGCGAACAGGUCCUCAUGGACUCGCUCAGCCGCCUGUACGGCCUCCCCUACCUGCACAAGGUCAUCGUCGUCUGGAACUCCCCGAAACCCCCGCUCGAAGAUCUCCGCUGGCCCGACAUUGGCGUCCCCGUCCACGUGGUCCGCGCGCCCCGCAACUCCCUCAACAACCGCUUUCUCCCCUUUGACGCGAUCGAAACCGAAGCCGUCCUGUCCGUUGACGACGACGCCCACCUGCGCCACGACGAGAUCCUGUUCGGGUUCCGCGUGUGGCGCGAGCAUCGUGACCGCGUCGUCGGCUUCCCCGGCCGGUUCCACGCGUGGGACACAAACACCCUGGACGCGUGGAACUACAACUCCAACUACAGCUGCGAGCUGAGCAUGGUGCUGACCGGGGCCGCCUUCAUCCACAAGUACUACACCUUCCUGUACACGUACGCCCUGCCGCAGGCCAUCCGCGACAAGGUGGACGAGUACAUGAACUGCGAGGACAUUGCGAUGAACUUUCUGGUGUCGCACGUGACGCGCAAACCGCCGGUCAAGGUGACCUCGCGCUGGACGUUCCGCUGUCCCGGCUGUCCGGUGUCGCUCAGCGAGGACGAUACGCACUUUCAGGAGCGGCACAAGUGCAUCAACUUUUUCACGAAGGUAUUUGGCUACACACCCCUCCUAAACACCCAGUACCGAGCCGACUCGAUCCUGUUCAAGACGCGAAUCCCCCACGACAAGCAAAAGUGUUUCAAGUUUAUAUAAAACGGCAGCGGACGACCACACUCAACGGUUGGCAGGCUUGCUGGGCGGAUGGAUGGAUGGCUGAAUGAACGUGGCAGAUAUUCUCUUAAUCAUCACAAGGCGCGGCGCGAAUGAUGGCUAACUUUAGACUAAAUGCACUCAACAAGUUAAAAAGCAAAACUGUUUAACACACACACAACACAAAAGAAAAACCCACUCUAGCGCACUCUGUAGAACGUUAACAACCACUACUGACCGAACUUCACUUGAACCAAAAAUGAUGAUUAGAAUGGCAGUUUUAGCGAUUUAAACAAAUAAUGUAAAGACUUUACUUAUACUCUGUGGUUUAUGUUAGUGGCAGCAACGUAUAUUUUAACAAUAACAUUCGUUCGUGUAAGUUACGUUUAAAUCUGUAUGACAUUGUUAACUUAAGCAGUAUCUAUCAAACAAUAUAUACUUUUUUGUAUACUCUUCCGUGUAAAACUAUGUAACAAGUUUCGUUUACCGUUUAGGUUUAGGUUCUUCGUACGGUGCCACAAUAGGUUUUUAAUGGACGUUUGUUUUGGCGCGCUAAGAGAUUGAGAUUGUAUAGUUAGCAAGCAAAAAAAAAAAAAAGAAAA
Culex pipiens pallens (northern house mosquito) is the source of this 3619-nucleotide messenger RNA. RefSeq names its product exostosin-3 (gene botv). The transcript has 3 exons. NCBI's taxonomy places the organism in Eukaryota, Metazoa, Arthropoda, Insecta, Diptera, Culicidae. Bases 156 to 3020 code for a protein of 954 amino acids. Gene Ontology annotation, cellular component: membrane. The record is from RefSeq and is a predicted model, not a curated record. Gene Ontology annotation, molecular function: glycosyltransferase activity.